GUGAUUUGUGACGUAGCAUCCGUGUUUUUUUCGUGUGCCAGCUUCUAGAGUCUCAAACGUCCCACUGCCCAUGAACGCAGCGCAGCUCCGUCGCCCCUCGGUAGUCAACUCAACUUUCUUUCUGUUGCGACACCGGCGGAUCAAUGCGUGGCCGAUAACGACAAGAGGGGCAAAUCAAACUACACACACGAUCCCUUGACUCUCAGGAGGAGCAGCCAUGAACGCGUCCGUCCUUCGCAGUGCUUGUGGUGGUCUUAGGACCCACUCAUUGCGACCGGGAGGCAGAGUCGGCGGCUGGCCGCGGAGAUGCCCACCGCCCGGUCAACGGUUCGCCAACGGCCGCUGCGUCGCGCGGACGUGGAGCUCCGCUGGCGGCGGCGGGGCCGACUCUCUGCCAGCCGCUAACUUCAGGAAACAGCCGCACGCGCGACACAAAUGGGACCACGACCGCUCCGCGAGGGAAGUAGUUCAGAGCACAAAAGAGAAGGUGGCAGCUUUGCAGAGGAAAAACCCAACAGUCCAACCUUUGUUAGCAAUUGUACAGGCAGGUGAAGAUGACGAGCUUUUGGAGGCCAGUAAGGAAAUCACAGGAAAGAUUGAGUUGAACGUCACUCAGAUUUGCCUUUCUGAAGAAUGCACCGAGGAUGAAAUCGUAGAGGAGGUGCUGAGACUAAAUGAGGACUGCCGCGUGCAUGGUAUCUACCUCCACCUUCCCCCCGCUUUCCUCACCAGCAGAGUGCUCAACGCACUCAAGCCCGAGAAGGACGUAGAAGGGGUCACAGACGUGAACGUGGGCUCUUUGGUGCGUGGAGACUCAAGCAAAGGCUUCGUUCCACCCACAGCCAGUGCCAUUCUGGAUCUGCUGGAGAAGCAUGAUGCACAUUUUGAAGGAAAGACGGUGUUGGUGGUUGGUGAAGGCCCCCUGGGGUUGGUCCUGCUGGCCCUGAUGGAGAGAAAUGGAAUGGUGGCCCUGAAAAGCACCUGGAGCUCCAGAAGCCACCUACAGAGACAGAUGAUGCAGGCUGAUGUUGUAGUGCUGACAGGGGCAGAGGGUAUUAGUGUCCCACGCUCUUGGUUUAGACCAGGAGCUGCCGUCAUCCGCUGUGCACCCACCAUUGUGACAGAUGACAGACAUUCUCUGGACAUGACCUCCACCUCCGACAUGGGGCACCUCAUAGCGGCAUACAGAGCACGGAAUAUAGUGCACAGUUAUAGUCGGUGGCUCCAGGAGCAGCAGUACCAACCCUGGCGUCUACGCAACCUCAAACUGCAGCCCCUGACUCCUGUACCAAGUGACAUUGAGAUUUCGAGAGCUCAGGCACCCAAGCCAGUGGUUCAGCUGGCUGAGGAGAUCGGCUUGCUGUCUGAGGAGCUUGAACCCUAUGGACGUAGCAAAGGCAAAGUCAAAUUGUCUUUGUUAGAGCGCCUCCACACACAGCCCAAUGGGAAAUACGUGCUGGUUGCUGGCAUAACACCCACCCCGCUGGGUGAAGGCAAGAGUACAGUGACCAUUGGCCUCGUCCAAGCCCUGUCUGCCCACCUCAAGCUCAAUUCCUUUGGUUGUCUCAGGCAACCGUCCCAGGGGCCCACCUUUGGGGUUAAAGGGGGAGCUGCAGGAGGGGGAUAUGCCCAGGUCAUCCCCAUGGAGGAGUUCAACCUUCACCUGACUGGUGACAUUCACGCUAUCACAGCAGCCAAUAACCUUGUGGCAGCAGCCAUUGAUGCCAGGAUGCUUCAUGAGGCAACACAGUCAGACAAGGCGCUGUUCAAUAGAUUGGUUCCUACAUUGAAUGGAGUCAGAAGAUUUUCACCCAUCCAGAUCUCCAGGCUGCGACGUCUUGGAAUUGAUAAAACAGACCCUGCAGCUCUUACACCACAAGAAGUCAGCAGCUUUGUCCGCCUUGACCUUGAUCCUUCCAAGAUCACCUGGCAGAGAGUUGUGGAUACCAACGACCGCUUCCUGAGGAAGAUCACGGUUGGACAGGCGAGCACUGAGAAAGGACAGAUCAGAGAGACUGGGUUUGACAUCGCAGUAGCCAGCGAGAUCAUGGCCAUCCUCGCCUUGACGGACAGUCUGGCAGACAUGAGGAACCGACUGGCGCGUAUGGUGGUGGGGACGAGUCGCUCUGGACGGCCUGUCACCGCAGAGGACCUGGGUGUGAGUGGAGCACUGGCUGUGUUAAUGAAAGAUGCCAUCAAACCCACACUGAUGCAGACUCUAGAGGGUACACCAGUGUUUGUCCAUGCCGGGCCCUUCGCCAACAUCGCCCAUGGCAACUCCUCUGUGCUGGCAGACAAGCUGGCUUUGAAGUUGGUUGGACGGGACGGCUUUGUGGUAACGGAAGCUGGUUUUGGUGCGGACAUUGGGAUGGAGAAGUUCUUCAAUAUCAAAUGUCGAGCCUCGGGCCUGAGGCCCAGUGUGGUGGUGCUGGUUGCAACUGUCCGAGCACUAAAAAUGCACGGCGGCGGUCCAAAUGUGUCGGCAGGUGCUCCUCUUCCCAAAGAGUACAUUGAUGAGAAUCUGAGCCUAGUUACAGGUGGUUGCUAUAGCAACCUCAGGAAGCAGAUCCAGAUCGCACAUCUGUUUGGGGUGCCAGUUGUGGUGGCGCUCAACGUCUUCAAGACGGACACCGAGGCGGAGGUGGACCUCGUGUGUCGGCUGGCGAAGGAGUGCGGCGCGUCAGAUGCCGUGCCGUGUCACCACUGGGCGAAGGGCGGGCAGGGCUGCGUCGCUCUGGCCAAGGCUGUGGACCGGGCUGCACGCGCUCCCAGCAACUUCCAGUUCCUCUACGACGCGGAGAUGCCCAUCGUGGAGAAGAUCCGAACGAUUGCCCAGAAAGUGUACGGGGCUGAGGACAUCGAGCUGUCCUCAGAGGCCAAGGCCAAGACCGACUACUACACUCAACAGGGCUAUGGCUCUCUGCCCAUCUGCAUGGCUAAGACCCACCUGUCGCUGUCCCACAUGCCGGACAAGAAGGGCGCUCCCACCGGCUUUGUUCUGCCCAUCAGAGACGUCCGUGCCAGCGUGGGGGCCGGCUUCAUCUACCCCCUUGUGGGAACGAUGAGCACCAUGCCCGGCCUCCCAACACGACCCUGCUUCUACGACAUCGACCUGGACCCCGUCACUGAGGAGAUCACGGGGCUCUUCUGAGCGCGCUCGGUUAAAGAGAUCCAUACAGGUGUUAACGAUCUAUAUAAACUAUUCAUUCCAGUCCUUUUUGGAGCUGGCAUUGUGUCAUUAUAAAUAUUUUAACACGUUUUUACUACUAUAAUAACUCGUUUCAUGACACUUUAUUUCCUCCCUAGAGUUUUGAGUCUACUACCUCAUUCACUCGCUGCCAAGGUCGGACUCUGACUUGUGUACACAGUUGAGCGCGUCGUCUUGUUUUCCCCUCGGCCACUUAGCUCUGUUUGCUUUAGUUCCACAUGUGCGUCGCAAGGCACAUAAAUCCGCUGUAACUCGGGCAGGAAGUGCUCGUAGAAUCUUCCCAGCAGCUCCGGCCGAACGUGUUCUGAGAGAGAAAGGAAACGGGUCGUGGAGCAUUGGCUUCAGGCUGAACGUGCACAUGUGCCUUCCUCCAGCUUUAUCAUGUGUAACACACACACACACGUGUGUGUGUGUGUUUAUGCCUUUACAUUUUAAAACCAGCUUUUCUUGGAAUGUUCUCAUUAUUUUCUACUCGUGUCUUAUAAUAAUGCUGCAGUUUUUAUGUUUCUGACCUUUUUACUGUGUUUCUGUAUUUAUUAUCUAGACAGCUGUUUACGCACACAGAGCCACUAUGGUGUUUCUGUGGACUGUUAUGGUCUCGCUGCUCAGUGUUCACACUGCUGGAACAAGCCACAUGUCAAGUAUUUCCUGUUGGAUGUGUGAACAUCCAGACUUAAUGUUUUCAGCUUUUCCAGUAUGUUUGUUUUUAUGUUUUUUUUAAUGAUAGUUUACCCGUUCUCACGUUAUCGGUGAAGGUGAUAUGAUUUAAAGCAGGCCGAAUGUAACACACACACUGACAGACAUGUCUAACCAGAGCUCUGUGUUUUGGCUUCUCAUUUAUCCCAUGAAAUAAAGUUCUGCUUUACUGUAAA
Messenger RNA from Betta splendens (Siamese fighting fish), 4080 nucleotides. RefSeq names its product methylenetetrahydrofolate dehydrogenase (NADP+ dependent) 1 like (gene mthfd1l). The record is from RefSeq and is a predicted model, not a curated record. Gene Ontology annotation, cellular component: cytosol. Gene Ontology annotation, biological process: tetrahydrofolate interconversion. The coding region runs from base 218 to 3151 and encodes 977 amino acids. Lineage: Eukaryota; Metazoa; Chordata; Actinopteri; Anabantiformes; Osphronemidae. Gene Ontology annotation, molecular function: ATP binding; formate-tetrahydrofolate ligase activity; methenyltetrahydrofolate cyclohydrolase activity. The transcript has 27 exons.